AUGGGCGACCCUGAGACCGGAAGGACUGUAAUUAAAUUCAACCACUGCCAGAAAUGCAUCUACAGCUUCACUGUGCCCAGGUGCUGUCCCCUCUGCCUGCAGGAAGUAAGCUCCAGGACGCUGGAGCAAGCCCCUGUCAGCAUCUUCAGCCCCUUUACCAAUGGCCAUCAGGAGAAAUGUUCCUUCCUCCUCAGACCAACUUUGGGAACCUUUCUUAGAGAGUAUGAUGGAAAGUCUGAUCUUCAUGUUGGAAUAACAAACACAAAUGGGGUGGUGUAUAAUUACAGCAUACAAGGUGUCCACCGUGAUGAAGCAGGGUGGGAACAGAGCAUAAACAUCCCAUUGCUGCAGCCCAACAUGUAUGGACUGAUGGACCAGUGGAACAAGUACCUGGAGGAAUUCUCCAACUCAGGGAUCUGGCUGCCUCACAGGUAUGAUGAAGACAACCAUAACUGUUACAGUUACACCCUCACAUUCGUCAACAGCAUUCUGAGUAUUGAGGGUAAGGAGCAGCUAGACAAGACUGACUUCACAGAGACCUAUGUGCUCCCAAGGACAAGGAAGGCCUCCAAGUAUAUCAUGCUUUAUCGGGCCAUAGAAGAGCUUGGCUUCUGUAUAAAUGACCCUCCCCAGAAUGAGACAAAUCUACCUUAUGGAAGAAACAUGCAGAGCAUAUGA
Messenger RNA from Elephantulus edwardii (Cape elephant shrew), 678 nucleotides. It is a transcript of the gene MKRN2OS, whose product is annotated as chromosome unknown open reading frame, human C3orf83. NCBI's taxonomy places the organism in Eukaryota, Metazoa, Chordata, Mammalia, Macroscelidea, Macroscelididae. Bases 1 to 678 code for a protein of 225 amino acids. The transcript is spliced from 4 exons. The record is from RefSeq and is a predicted model, not a curated record.